This is a messenger RNA of Trichophyton rubrum CBS 118892, 1566 nucleotides long. RefSeq lists its product as uncharacterized. Gene Ontology annotation, biological process: transmembrane transport. Bases 1 to 1566 code for a protein of 521 amino acids. NCBI's taxonomy places the organism in Eukaryota, Fungi, Ascomycota, Eurotiomycetes, Onygenales, Arthrodermataceae. The record is from RefSeq and is a predicted model, not a curated record. The transcript has 2 exons. Gene Ontology annotation, molecular function: transmembrane transporter activity.
AUGGGAAGAGAUUCAGAAGUACAUCACAUUAGCGGGAAUGCUACACAUCAGAUAGAAGAUGGAACAACUCAGCGAGGAGAGGAGCCAGGCUGCAAUUCUAUCACCAGGUCAGAUGAAGGCCUAAGCGAUAAAGGCGCAGAAGACAUUUCCCCAGAAGGAGGAUACGGCUGGAUCUGUGUUGUUUGUGCUUGUCUUAUCAACGCCAACACAUGGGGCGUGAAUAGUUCAUACGGUGUCUUCCUCUCAUAUUAUCUAGGAAAUGGUAUAUUCCCAAAUACAAGCCCAAUUGAAUAUGCGUUCACCGGCGGCUUGAGCAUGUCAUGCUGUCUUCUUAUCUCCCCCUUGGUUACCCAUAUGGUACAUUUAUAUGGCAACCGAGCAGUCCUUAACUUUGGCGUCGUUCUCCAGACGCUGUCUUUCAUCGGAGCGUCCUUCGCAACACAGAAAUGGCACAUAUUUCUCUCUCAAGGUGUAUGCUUUGGUUUUGGAAUUGGUGUUAUUUUUGUCUCAUCAGUGAGCAUAAUACCCCAGUGGUUCCGGCGCAAACGAAGCAUUGCCAAUUCUCUCGCAGCUGCUGGCUCUGGUAUAGGAGGACUUUCAUAUUCCCUAGCUGCAGGCUCACUCAUUCCUAAAGUUGGACUUGGAUGGACCUUUCGUGUCUUGGGACUGUGUUCGUUUGCCAUAAACUUGGUCGCCUCCAACCUGAUGCGGGACCGGAACAAAGCCAUCGGCAGCAAAUAUCGUGCUUUUCACUUUCCACUGCUUAAACGACCAGAAUUUAUUCUCCUCCAGGCAUGGGGUAUGCUUUCUCUGCUGGGCUAUGUUGUCAUUCUUUUCAGUUUACCCAACUUUGCUCUUUCAAUUGGUCUCUCCCAGAAGCAAGGUAGCAUUGCUGGUGCUCUACUGAAUCUUGGUCAAGCCCUUGGACGCCCUGUUGUCGGACUUGUCAGUGACAGAUACGGACGGUUUAAUAUGGCUGUCUUGUUCACCGUCUUCUGCGGUUUUCUCUGUCUAGCUGUCUGGAUACCGUCCUCGAACAUGGGCGUGCUCUCCUUCUUUGCUGUCAUAGUAGGCACUGUGGCCGGCACUUUUUGGACAACUAUCGUUCCAGUGUGUGCAGAAGUAGUUGGUAUGCAAGAACUCCCCGGGGGGCUAAGUAUUACCUGGGUAGCUAUGGUGCCUGCGACCACUGUGGCUGAACCCAUUGCUCUUGUUCUUAGGACCGGGUCGGGCUCGACAGGCUCAUAUCUUUAUGCGCAGGUCUUUGCCGGGCUUGUAUAUGUUGUUGCUGGGCUGUUCUUGCUGGUCGUCCGCGGCUGGAAAAUUGGAGAUAACGAAAGGAUCGAAAGAGCGGCAGCAGCCAAUACCCCUGCAACUGUUGACCCUAGUCCAGUUCUCGCAAUUAUCCCUACUGUUACAAUGGGUGAUCCUCUCACUGGCUGUGCAACGGUUGAACGAGUGAUGAGCCGCCCAGAUGACACUAACUGUCUGCCUACCGGCGCAGAGGUGAAAAUUUGGUCACCACUACCACUAACCCGACGAAUGGUGGCUUGGAAACUGGUCUAA